Molecule: messenger RNA, 803 nt
Organism: Ectocarpus sp. CCAP 1310/34
Lineage: Eukaryota; Phaeophyceae; Ectocarpales; Ectocarpaceae
Source: the annotation of a GenBank genome assembly
AUGGUGGUGGNGCCAGCAUCGGUGCCAGCUCCGGCACCGGCACCAGAUCAAGGAUCAGGAAACGCAGAAGCAGCGGCAGCAGCAACACCAGCAGCGGCAGCAGCAACAGCCACACCAGCACCAGCGUCAGGAGCUCCGGUGGCCAACGAUGGCAAAUCCGGCAACAUGAUGUUUCCCGGAGAGACAGAGUGGGGAGAUGGGCUCGGCGGUGUUCUCUUCGGUACGCCGGCACAGAACAAGGGCAAGAGGAAGAAAGCACGGCUGGAGCUGGAGCCGCCGGACUUCCCGAUUCCCGACCAUGGUGGUGGAACCCAAAGCAAGCGCUACACCUUGCAAUUCAAGGUGAAUGCCGUGAGGUACUCGCAGAGAAACCUCAAGGGGGCGCAAGGACCGGGCGGGACUGUUGGCGUAACAUACGCCAUCAGGAUCCUCAGGAUUCCCGACAAGGCCACGUUGGCGGCGUGGGUCAAAGACGUCGACAAGUACGAAGCCGCGCUUGCGGAGGAGACCAAGUACUUGCGAGUGAAGAGCAGGAAGAAAGCCAAGCACCGCAUGUCGCUGAACGUCGGACGGACUAGGACGCACACGGACGCCGAACGCGAGGUCUUGGACUGGAUCAAUGAUCUGCUGUGACGGCAUCUCCGCCCGUGUCUCGACGAGGAUGAUCAAGAACAAGACCACGGAACUCAACCCGAACUAUUCGGGGAGAGGCCGCCGCCGUCCGACAUCAAGAACAACCUGCGGUACACCCGCAAGAAGACCGCGUGGUGCAGAAGGUUCUCAGGGUCUACCGCUUUUCUGUG